Messenger RNA from Dufourea novaeangliae, 3352 nucleotides. It is a transcript of the gene Ork1, whose product is annotated as open rectifier potassium channel protein 1. Gene Ontology annotation, cellular component: membrane. Gene Ontology annotation, biological process: potassium ion transmembrane transport; stabilization of membrane potential. The transcript has 7 exons. Lineage: Eukaryota; Metazoa; Arthropoda; Insecta; Hymenoptera; Halictidae. Bases 8 to 3334 code for a protein of 1108 amino acids. The record is from RefSeq and is a predicted model, not a curated record. Gene Ontology annotation, molecular function: potassium ion leak channel activity.
GCAAAGUAUGUCGAAGAAACAAUGGAUGGUCCUGUUGAUGCUGUUCUUGACGUACUUGCUGCUAGGUGCUUCCAUCUUUUACCAUAUCGAGAGUCGCCUAGAAAUCGAGCGCGUCGAAAGGGCGAAACGAGAACGCAUCGAGAUCAACGCUUUGCUUCAUGCGCAUUACGUGCCUAGUCGCAGCCAUAACCACGACGAAAUUCUUGGAAAAUUGACACGAUACUGUGGAAAAUCGGUUUAUAAUUAUACGGAAGGCGAAACGGAUCCUCUGAAAUGGGAUUUUUAUAACAGCUUUUAUUUUGCUUACACCGUUGUUAGCACUAUAGGUUACGGAAAUUUGGCUCCGACAAACAUGCUGGGUCGCAUCUUGAUGAUAUUUUACGGUCUGAUAGGAAUACCUAUAAAUGGAAUUUUGCUAACACAACUAGGAGAAUUUUUCGGGCGCACGUUCGUUAAAGCACAUCAGAAGUACAAAUCGUACAAGCACCACGGCCGGAAUGAUUACUGUCCUAGAAAAUUGACAACAUUUGAAACGAGAAAAGUUGGACUGGCCGCACAGAUAUUCGCUUAUUUAACGCCUGGUUUUGUCAUGUUUAUAUUUUUCCCAGCAUUCCUUUUCUCGCAUUACGAAGGCUGGAGCUACGACGAAGCAGUUUACUACGCAUUCGUCACGUUAACAACCAUCGGUUUCGGAGACUACGUGGCAGGACAAGACAAUAGCAAAGGUAGCGGGAUCCUUUUCAUAUUGUAUAAAACUUUUUUAAUUUGCUGGAUUUCUUUUGGACUGGGAUACACCGUUAUGAUUAUGACUUUUAUCGCCCGAGGUAUGCGUAGCAAAAAGAUCACGAGGAUCGAACAUAAGCUGGCGAUAAAUUUAAAACACACGCAAAGCAAGAUCUGGAACGAAUUCAAUAAAGAGAUCAAUUAUCUGCGCCGCGUUUUCAACGAACUUCAGCUGUCCAAGGUCAAGAGAGUGUACGUGAAUGAAUGUAAUCACGAAAUUCCACGAGCAAAAUUUCCACGAAGCAGCAGCUUUCCCGAUCUUCGAGAUAUGUCGCACGACGGAAGAGGGAGAGACAGUAUCGUUCGGCACAGACCGCGGCGACGUGCAAACAGUGAAGUAGUAACGACGCAGGGAGAUCAAAUAGCACGCGUUGUCUCCGAGACGGAUCUGCAGAGGAUCGACAAAACUGCAACGUUUGCGAGCCACGCGAUGGUUCAACCGGCCGAGUUACUGGCGAGAUUGGUGAAUAUUCUCGGUUAUAUACCACCGGCUACAGACGAUAUUGGGGCCGAUUGUUCGAAUCAAACCACUUUUGUCGAACAAGACCCGGGCCGUAGUAAAAUCGAGGACAAUAACAGCAAAGAUGUUUCGGAGAAGGAAUCGAUGGAGCCUUAUAGUUCCGGAUUCGGCGGCUGGACGAUCGGACCGAACGACCGAAUUUCACGAUUUCCGAAACCUCGUUCGAGGGCAGCUAGCGAUGUUAGACUCUAUGAAACUGAGAAGAACGAGGAUCGACACACGGAAUGGACUUGGUCCGGUUCAACAGCGUCCAAAACGAUUCAAGAAUUAAUGAACGCGCGAACGAACGAAUCAUCUAACAAGGACCGUGGUGGUGUUAAGGAUUCAAAAUUCUCCUCGAAAUUUCGCAGGUUUUCGUUGGCAAAAUCUGUACCGAAAGCAUUGGUGUCCUCCGGCCCUUGGAAAAAUCGCUUCUCCACUAGUACGGAGAAAAAAAUUUCAGAACCGGAACGGAAUCCUAACGGGAAGGAGAUCGAAGAGUCGUCCGUUCCCCGCGGACCUUUGCCGAGUCUCGAUGACGGACGAGACUCGAACUUGAGGAGGCACUAUUAUACGCACACCGGUGUCGGUAACAACCUAUCCCAGAUGGAAAGUAGUAAUCUCCUCGAGGAAACUAGCCUGGCCGAUUUUGUUAGGGCUCUUACAUUUUUACAUGCGAGCGUCGCUACCACCGGCAGUUGGACUGCUGCCGCGACGACAACCACCGAGGACCGUGUUCACGAAGCGCGGCCUCGAAGAAAAAUGGGUACCGCUUCCCUAUCACCACCGAAACUUCCCAGCCUCUUCACGUUGUUCUCGUCGUCUCAAUCCGGAUCGACAACGCAAAAUACUCGAAACUCAAAUGCGCGUGAUUCGAACGCUGAUAGGAUACCCCAAAAUAAUCCACCUGUAACACAGCAGACGAGAAGGAGCAGCUUAGUUUUCAGCGGUCCUGCUGCGAUCGUGAAACCAAGACGAUUCUCUUUAAGGCCAGUCGCGACACCUGUCAGUCCUCCAACACCACCGAGGAUUGAUUCGCCUUUCUUAUCGGACUCGCGGCGAACGUCACACGAGAAUAAGUCGACGUUUGUAUUCGAAUCGCCGAAGGAACCUCUCAUUCGAACAGAAAACUGGCCAGGUUUUUCAUCACCAAUGAUAUCCUCGUCACACAGCAACAGUCGACGUUUCUCCUUGCGUCCUGCUGCUCAAAUUCAGAUCGCCGGAAUAUCAACAGAAGAAGCUACGACGACGACGACGACGACGACGACGACGACGACGACGACGACGACGACAACGACGGCUGUUCCUACAUUCAAACCUUUACCCCGUUGGAAGGCUGGCAUGCUGCAACGACAAAUCGGUCAAAUGAAUCUUCGACGCCGUGUCAGGGCCUUCAGUCUAAGCGACGUUCACGUGGAUGAACUUAAAGAAAAUGCCGAACCGUUUGGAUCGUCGUCGUAUACUUGUAGAAGAAAGAAUCCCGAAACCGUUCGUAGAAACGAGUUUCCGCGAGACAACCCACUCGAUGGAAAGGAUCCCAUCAACAAAUCCGCCGACGAGCAUUUUAAUAGACUGGUAUCUUCGGCCAAUUCGAAAAACGAACGGUAUACGUCAUUUCCCCGAGAACCAACGAUUUCUACGAGCACUCGAUUGAAAUCAAUUGAUCGAAGCACAAUUGGAAAUGAUGCAAUCGAACGUACAAACGAAUUCACGAUUUGUCCGCAAUUAAGGAGAACGGAAAUGGUACGCGAUCAUCACGUCGUUCCCAUGAAAUCCACCUCGUUCGCGAGUUUUCGAAAUGCUACCGAGCGUCAACCAUCGGUCUCGGAUAACCGAUCGAUUAAUAAGAAUCACGAAUAUAAGUCGUUUGUUACUGCUGACGCAGCAUCACAGCAUUCAUUGGUGGAAGUAAAGAUAGAAAAUCCUAUCGCGAGUUCCAUUCAGAGUUCCUCCGCAAACACUAUGAUCAACAUCUCCCCGAAUGAUAUUCUCCACCUUGCGGAACUAAAAGUAGAAAAUCACCAGGCAAAUUCUCGUUCGGGUAAAUCGUGACACGCAACGAUGAUGACA